Eucalyptus grandis is the source of this 851-nucleotide messenger RNA. RefSeq lists its product as uncharacterized. Gene Ontology annotation, biological process: endoplasmic reticulum to Golgi vesicle-mediated transport; intracellular protein transport. The transcript has 2 exons. The coding region runs from base 239 to 706 and encodes 155 amino acids. Lineage: Eukaryota; Viridiplantae; Streptophyta; Magnoliopsida; Myrtales; Myrtaceae. Gene Ontology annotation, cellular component: endoplasmic reticulum; endoplasmic reticulum membrane. The record is from RefSeq and is a predicted model, not a curated record.
GAUAAUCAAAUACCAAAACGUCUGUACGCAGUAAUUUCCCCAGGGGGGAAGGUAUGCCGUGCUCCCUUUUCAAUGGAGAAGUACAUAUUCUUUAGCUCCCAGCCUAAGCCGAACCUCAUCAGCAAAAGCCUUCUUGCUAUAUUAAGGGGCAGCGACCGCAAAAACCAACACAUCAAUUUGGUUUUGUAAGGGCCGAUUGAUAUCUCAAAAUCCGUUGACUCUCUUUGUCUCGGAGAAGAUGACUCAAUUCUUAUUUGGCCUUGUAUUCAUGGAGAUGGCUUUGACAGUCGUCCUCCUCUUUGGAAGUCCUCUGAGGACGUUGUUGAUGCUGGGGCUAGACCGGUUGAAGCGGGGACAAGGGCAGCUCAUCGCCGGGACUGUUGCAACGACCAUGGUGGUCGUGUUCAGUGCGACGGUCUACAACCUCCUGGGCGUUCAGAGACGCCUGACCGACGCGACCAUGAUUAGUCCGACUGACCAAAUUCUCUUAGCGAAUAGCCUUCUAGAAGCAUCUCUCAUGGGCUUCUCUCUAUUCCUCGGCAUACUGAUAGACAGGUUGCAUUAUUACGCGUCGGAGCUCUACCGUUUGAGGAACCAUCUCGAAGAAACCAAGAGCAAGCAAAGAGAUUAUUUGGAGAUGCAGGGCAUUGGAUCAUCGAAGACUCCACAUCAGUCGACGAAAGAGCCAACUCUGAAGAAGACUUAGUACGUAAUUUGGGUGAAGAGAGACCGUGUAUUAAUUAAUCGUAUCUCGGCGCACUGUAUAUUCAUUAACGACGCGUCUAAAUCCGAAGAGGAUUAUCGCUCCAAUGGGCCUCCGAAGACCCAAGUUUACCAUCGUUUCAAUUGUA